This is a messenger RNA of Asterias rubens (European starfish), 4108 nucleotides long. Its product is annotated as rac GTPase-activating protein 1-like. The coding region runs from base 143 to 2170 and encodes 675 amino acids. Lineage: Eukaryota; Metazoa; Echinodermata; Asteroidea; Forcipulatida; Asteriidae. The transcript is spliced from 17 exons. The record is from RefSeq and is a predicted model, not a curated record. Gene Ontology annotation, biological process: signal transduction.
CACAUUAACCGGAAGAGCAUUUACGUUCCAAAAUUAAAACCGUUUGGGUGAGUUGUUGGUGUGUGCACGUCUUGAACAAAAAGGAAACUUAUGUGAGUUAAUUAUUGAUAGGAAAAAGCACCAACCACACGGCUGAAGCAAAAUGUCGAUUGUUGCUGACUUUGAUGAGAUCUGUCACUACCAGUCAGUGCUGAGCAAAGGAUGUGAACCAGAAUUCCUGAAGUUCACAAGGAAUCAAGAUUCCUGCAGACGUCAAUGGCUUGAUGCGAUGCAGAAGAGACUUCACAUGCAGGAAUUCAUUACCAAGGUUACAGCGGAAAAAGAUGGACUGGAUGUGAAACUCAAACUUGCCAGGAAUCAUAUUGAUACGGAAAUGAAAAGACGAACAAAAGCUGAGGCAAAAACGGACCAGUUGGAGCAACAAAUCAUGCUGAUCCGAGAACUACUCGCUGACAACAAGAUGAAUCAGCUGUCAGAGAAAGAGCGUGAAAGUCUAGCGUUUCUGAACGGGAUGGAGCAACAGAAUGGAGGUACUCCUGGAAGGAAUAGACUCUCUGCUGUACAUGAAUUAUCUGCUGAUCUUCUAUCACCAUCUGACGUAAGCUAUGACCAUACAGAAGAAGAUUUAGAUGUAUCGUAUCUACGAGGUGGCAAGACUUGGACUCGAUUUGCUUCCAAGAAGAGACCGAGUGCACCCCCACUAGAAGAUGAUACACCUCCUAAGAAAAUGAAGACAGCACAGUACAUGACAAGCCCUCUUCACAAACAGGACACAUCUGUUGUAACAACCACUGUGACUGUGUCACCAAGCGGUCCAAUAGUGACAUCUACUCAGGUAGAAACCGUCCCAAGACUAGAGAAGAGCUUUACUCGCCCUCCAGGACCAAGAAACCGUGGCAGACCAUCCAGAGAACUCCUCAAGAGUGGAGGUCACAAUGACUCUGACGAUUCAUUCUGGGGUCUUCCUGAGAACCAACAUCUGAAGGCAGCAUUAAACAACGGAACAGUGACCCAACAUCUUAAUCUUAGCAAACCUGUUAAGGUUAUCAAACAGAGACAGCAUUCCUUCUGCACAAAGACCAUCAUUAAGCCAGAGACAUGCAAAUCGUGUGGAAAGAAAAUCAUCAAGUUUGGCAAGUAUGCACUAAAAUGCAAAGAUUGUCGGAUGGUCUGUCACCCUGACUGCCAGGGCUCAGCACCAUUACCAUGUGUACCUGUAACUGUAACACCCAAGAAGGGUAGACUGAUGCCGACUAAUAUCCCACUCAGUGAAGUAGCACCAUCGACAUCUCCCAUGGUACCUGCCAUUGUGGUUCAAUGUAUAACUGAGAUUGAGAAACGAGGGAUGAGUGAAGAAGGAUUAUAUCGUCUCUCAGGAUCAGAGCGUAUCAUCAAAGAACUCAAAGAGAAAUUCUUGCUUGGAAAAGACCUUCAUUUUGAAAAAGUUUAUGACAUCCACAACAUCACAGGUUUGUUGAAAGACUUUCUGCGUAGUAUUUCUGAGCCUUUGGUGACAUUCAAGCUUCAUGAGACGUUCAUGAAAGCUGCUGGAUUAUCAGAUCCUGAGGAUAGCAUCACUUUCACCUAUCAAGCCAUCAGUGAGUUGCCGUUGGUCAAUCGGGAUACACUGGCUUAUGUUGUGCUUCAUUUGCAGAGAGUGUCGGAGAGCCGUGCUUGCAAGAUGAAUGUAGUCAACCUUGCUCGUGUCUUUGGACCAACCAUUGUUGGUCAUUCAUGUCCAGACCCAGAACCACUUGAGAUGCUCAAUGACACCAAGCUGCAACCCGCUGUUGUAGAUCGGUUGAUCUCGUUACCUACAGACUUCUGGAAGGCAUUUGUUAACCUUGAUACAGAGAAUACAAUGACAGGAGACAUGAAUGUUAUUCAUAAUAAACACUUUGGUACACCAGAGGCUGUGGUUUCAGGAGCCCAGUACAUAACCAUGUCAAAGACGCCCAGCAACAAGAAGUCUAAAAAACCUGAUGGUAACAGGUUUGCAGCAGUCAACACUCCCAACACUCGCAGUAAGAUGGGAUCUAAGACUCCAUCUAGUUCCUCUAUCAGUAAAGCAAGAUCUAUCUUCUCUAAAGCUUCACUCACUCCAAGGUUUGGCAGUAAAUCCGAGAAGUCUAAGAAGACGCAGUUCUUUGCUUCACCAACGCUGAGAUAAUCUAAUUGCUGGACUCCUUAAGUCUCUUCUGUUUUGUCAAAUGUGAUGACAGUUAUCCAAGCAGGCCUGAUACUUUACUGAGGCAUUCAUGCCCCCGGUUCAUUGCCUUGGUGCCCUUGAAAUGCUUACUAUGCUCCAGUACCAAUCAGGUGCCUUUUUAUCUAGGAGAAAAUGCCUUAGUGCCCUUUCAAAAACGAAGCAUACAGGUUUGUCUAAGAUACAAUGUGGGUUUUUUUUGGUCAAUUUGUUGUUGUUAUUGGGGGAGGUACUGGCAGAUAAAAGGAUGUUUUAUGACCUCUGCCUCCCAAACACCUCUUCUUAAAAAUGUCAAAUGGAGCUGUGGAAAAUUCUAAUUUGAUAUCAUGUAAUUCAGUGCAUCUAUUAACAGGGAUCAACUGUAAUCACAAGAUGUUUUGUAGCUAUGAUUCCAAAACAAGUUUCGUUGAAGUGAAAUACUCAGUCCAAGUUAAGGACUUACCACAAGUAGGCCAAUAUUUAUUUGUUUGUGCUUGUUGAUUUUGUUACACAUGAGGAAUUAUUGCAUUAGCUUUUGCAUGUCAAACACGUUUUCUCACAAAUUUUGUUUUGAGGAAUUAGAGUCAUUCUUGCACCAAAGAUACAAAAAAAGUAGAAGCGGCCCCAUGAUUUCUGCUUAAUCUUUGUUAAAUGAUACCAUAACACAGACCAAUUAAUAGGUUCCAGUUUUAAAUGUAAAGAUUCAACUUAAAGGCUCAAGUAAAAAGUAAAGAUAGUAAGAAACAAUCAGCAUUUGGUUUUAGUUCUAAAUUGCAGAAAAAUUAACAUACAGGGGAAUCUUCUUGAGAACAUUAUAGCAUUUGUGGAUGCGGGUGAAUUGUUGCUUGAUUUGUUUUCUACGUUUUGUCCUUAACAAAUUUGAUGAAGAAACAAAUUUGUGGAUGUUUAAAACUUUCAAAGAGUGAAGAUGAUUUCACAAAAAUUUGUGUCAGCGUUAUAAUUUGUAGCAUUCUCUUGUGUAAAUGUAAAUAUGUAAAAAAAAACAUUUGAUGGGGUUCCAUUUUUCGUUCCCUGUUUUCCUUUCUUUUGCUUUAUAGCUUAAUAAAUGUUGUUUAGAAAUACAUGUUAAGCAGAUAGGUACUAAACAUCAUUUUGCUUAGAGAGAAGAAAAGCAUUUUUUUUUCCUGGUGAACAACAUGAGCUAUAAACUAGAUUUACCCUUUUGUGUUUAUCUUCAUUACAGAUUAUUUUUAAGGGUGACACGCCUUUGCUCUCAUAGACAUUUUAACCAUGUAUGUGUUUAGCCGUUUAUGUGUUUAACCGUUUAUAAGAUAUGAAUAAAUGUAGGGAAGAAGUUACACUGACUUGCAUACAUGUGUCCUACUGUUGUAUUUAUUGUUGCCAUGGCAUACUGAAAGACUUCAAAUUACAUGUACAGUAUCUGCAAGUUAGUGGGUGUCAUUCACACUUUUUAUGUCUCCCUGGUUACAAAAAAAACACAGUCAAAUUUUCUUUGGAUGAAGUCAAAUCUUGGUCUUUGAUCAUUUACCCCUCCGUGUGCCUAGGAAACCAUUUCCAAGAAAGCUGCCUGGAGUCUUAUUACUCCAAAGUGGAUUUCCUAAAAUCCAGAUCCAAGAUUCAGACUUGAUUGUCGACAAAGUCUCACCCCUGAGAAGCAGAGCUAUCCCAUAAUGCAUUGUGAUUAAACUACAUAUACAGUAUAAUGUAUUCUGGUAAGGCAUAUUAAUUUAUCAAUAUACAUCCAAUGCAAAGGACUGGAGUACAUUGCAUAUAUGAUGUCCUAUGACGCGAUGUAGAUUCUAAAAUGAAUUCAAUUGUAACAAUUUUGUGAGUAUUUUAUUUAUGUAUUUUUCCAGAAGAAGGGUGUAGACUCUAAACUUAUGUGCCCUUCUCUUGGCACGUAGGUAGUGCAUACUAAACUGUCUCCUGACAAAAAAUGGG